AUGGACUGCCCGCAAGUUGGGGGACGGGCCGUACCACCCAUACCCGCCGACGCCCUCUAUGGCCUCGUGGAUGACGAAUGUGGAAACAAGAACUGCGUAGAAUGCAUCUCACAAUUCUUCGGGCUCACGCGUCUCCAGUACGCAAUCCAAUACAUACGCAAGGAGCUGGGUAUACCGGACAAGCUCGCUCAGGCCAAGGCUCGCACUUAUGCGCAGCAGAUAGAAAGAGACAGGGAAUAUUUAAGGAACGGACUUCAUCGUCACGGAGAUUUGGUAUUGUCAAAGUGGAAGAAGAAGACCAAAGUCAAGAGAGAAGCACUUCUUCUCGCCGCACAGCCUGAUCUCUACCGACACGCCUGCAUUCAACAGCGCACAAUGUUUCGAAUGGACGGCAAGCUCACGGACUUUGAUCGAGUUGCGCCAGGCGAGAAGGCGAUUUCUAUGGGCGAUCCUACAUGCAGGCGGGCUAUGCUUUUGCCCUACCUCAACGUCGAUUCCCUCGCACGAGACCCCAUGCGACUGAUAAGUCUCUUUCAUUACCGGUCGUCUUACAAACCGGAAGAGUGGGUGUCAUUCGACUUCGCACAGAUGAGAGUCGCCUUCGAGGGUGCGCAGGUCAGCAUAAGAUACAACGACAACAGCUUGAUCUUGCAUGGCCCACGGUUUGGAGAUCUGGUGCCUUACGAGCAGGAAGAAGCUCAUACUCGGAAGACUAUUGGCUACGCACGCGGCGAAUGUAUUCUAGAGGCGCAAGCAUUCCUUCUCGGCUUCUUGCGCAGGAUCUUUGACGUUCUUGUCCCCAGCAAGACUGUGGAGAGAGGCAAUGUAUGCUGGAGCACCCUCACCUCGAUCGGCUUCAAAUCUCCCGGAGACGUCGAAUUCUGGCCCCCGUAUGCCAACGCCCCGUUUUCGAGACCGCCGGUCUUUGAUCUACAAAAACAUACACAGAUGCUCAAAGCGGCUCUCGCGGCGGCCGAAGACCACCUUCGAUUCCUCCAGACCGAUCCGGCCUACGUGCAGGACCUGAUUGCCAAGGAGCGGAGUCGUCUAGCAUUCACAAAGUUUGGCAGCGAACAUGUUGCCCUGCACUUACAUGAUUGGAUUGUGAGUAGACCUCGUAUCAACGCUGCUCGGCUGCGAGGUGUUGUGCGAGAACUGGAAUACGUAUCAAAGGUGUGUCCCGAGUCCGAAGGUCAGAUGCGCAUUGGAGCAAAGCUCUCGAAAGGAUAUGAGCAGGCUCUGAGUGGCCUGGAGUAUCUCUGCACGUUUUCUCAUCGUCACGAGAGACAAGACUUGAGAGAUAGGUUGCGUAUUCUGCCACAGUUCAGGGACAACUAUCAGACUACACACAAGGGCAAAGAGGGCAUCUUCACGAUGCUCAAGUGUCUUGGGGGCUACCGAGACGUUCGUGAGGGCUUGUUCCGUUUUGAUCGACUCCACUACUGGCUGGUACAGCUCACAAAGGAUCCCGAGUCUGCCACUGCAGAUCACCCUCCCAUCCUCAUGGGACAUCUCGAAGAGCAUCUUGCGAGAUCAGAUGGGCGAGAGCGCGCUCGGAUCCCGCCAGAUGUCUACGAGCAACUCUCCCGCAUGUGCUGCUACUUUGAACUGGUCUGGGCGAUUCGGCUUCUUCGUCCCUUGCCCGCGGUCUUUGAUCUGAGGGCGCUGCCUGCAGCAGAGUGCGAGCGCGAGCUUGGGCCCUGGAAACAAAUGAAACGCAGAGGGACGAGGACAGAAUCCGACGCGGUGGCGGACUGGAACGAGUUUCGCCGGCUGCUGGAGGCUUCCGUCGAUGCACCUUGGCCCAAAGGCAAACAUGACGCGGAUUGGUUGGCCAGAGCGACAGAAUCGCGAACUCGCCUCAACGCUAUGUGGGCGCAUGUUCGCAAAGGUCGUAAGGCUGCAGUCAUCGCGCUUGGCAGUACGGACGCAGAGAUUGAUGAUGAGGUUUUGCCAUUAUCUGCAGCGUUGACUGAGGGGCACAAGGCUGAGGUCCAAGCUGAGAAGGAUGAAGUAGCCCGUUUUCUUGAAGCAGAGACGGCAAAGAAGGCAGUUUUGGCAGGCGAUACGCCGAUACCACUGCAGACCGUCUGGGGCGAUGCCGAACAUAAUCAGCGUGAUGAAGUGAUGCCGUCAAUUGGUCGCACCAAGCUCAAUUCCCGUCCAGAUGCCAGUCAAGCAACGUUGUCUACAGAUGUGCGGCUUGAAACAGAUGAAGGCUCCCCGACCAUUGCAAAGAUCGAGGUCAACAGCGAAUCCCUCCUCGUCUUCCGCCGCAUGUUCCCUUGUCCGUCUGGCGGCGAAACCAAGGGCAUCAUCAAGUGGCAGCAGCUCGUGAGUGCAAUGGCAGAUGCUGGCUUCUCAGCAGCGCACUGCGGAGGUUCCGCGGUGCAUUUCACAAACACUGAGGGUUCGGUCGUCUUCCACAAGCCGCACCCCGACCUCGAGGUCGACUUGAUCACGUUACGAAUCAUGGGUAAGCGCAUGAGGAGAUGGUUCGGGUGGGAGCGCGACAGUUUUGUUGACAGACAAGAGUGA
This is a messenger RNA of Lecanosticta acicola, 2538 nucleotides long. Lineage: Eukaryota; Fungi; Ascomycota; Dothideomycetes; Mycosphaerellales; Mycosphaerellaceae. The record is from the annotation of a GenBank genome assembly.